AUGUCUUUUGCAGGUACGUUGAUCAUAUCGGCUAUUAGUGGCGCGAUUUACAAAUAUGGUGGCCAAGAGUUCCAGCCAAUCGAAGAAGUUCCAAUGGGGUUCAGGGAAUUAACAGUUGGUUUUGUUCAAGAUAGAAUUCUGCUUUUAACUAGUAGAGCAACUAACAUUGCAACAAACGCUACGCCAGACUUUUUCCGUGGCCAAGUAUACAGGUACCCCAUUCGAGCAUUUAUUCGGAGUUUUACAACACGGCGAUACCUUUUUAUGAACUUUACUACCUUUUUAUUCUAUAUUGUAUCGUAUCUUCUCAUCACAGUUGUUUACUUCCUGACCAUUUUCCCAAUUUACUUAGGACUAUCGGUUAUUUUAGGUCCUGCUGGUAUUGCUAUUGCUUGGGUGCAUAUGCUUUUGCACACUAAUAACUUGACGAUGAUGGUGUUAAGAAUGACACAAGUGUCAAGAUACUCGUUGAGAAAUGCCCUUAAGAUCAACGGUAAUAUAGAAGUGCUAGAAGACCCACCCGUUCCUGUUAAGUUGUUCUAUCCAGUUGACACUCCAUACUUUUGGAUGAAUCACUUCCCAUGGAAAACCGUUGAAUACACAGCCGGUGCUACAGUCAUGGGUAUACUUUUAUUGAUAUCUGCAAUUCCUGUUAUAGGGCCUGUGCUCUUUAACAUUCUCAUUGCCCCAUUUGUUACCAGAAUAUACUUGGCAAAAUACUUGCGUCUAAAGGGAUUUAACAAUUUGCAACGUGAAGAAAGGUUCUACGAUAAUUUCGGCCAAUACCUAGCCUUUGGAUUGGUUGCUAGUUGUUUGGAAAUUGUACCGAUUUUAGCUGGUGUCACAUUUGCAACAAAUAACGUCGCAAUUGCUCUAUGGGAUCCAGAAAAGGAACCUUCAUUCUUGGAAGAGAAUGAAGAAGAUGAAGAGGAGGACAUGAGCAUUGAAGAAGACGAGGAUGACGAUGAAUUAGAAGAAGAGGACGACGACGAAAUGGAUGAUGAGGAUAUGGAAGAUGAUGAUGACAAUGAUAUCGAGAGUGACCUCAUGAAGCAUGAAUAUCCUAUGGAUGAUAGACCAUAG
Messenger RNA from Eremothecium sinecaudum, 1083 nucleotides. RefSeq names its product HBR415Cp. The coding region runs from base 1 to 1083 and encodes 360 amino acids. The record is from RefSeq and is a predicted model, not a curated record. Gene Ontology annotation, cellular component: prospore membrane; lipid droplet; ascospore wall. NCBI's taxonomy places the organism in Eukaryota, Fungi, Ascomycota, Saccharomycetes, Saccharomycetales, Saccharomycetaceae. The transcript has a single exon.